Molecule: messenger RNA, 2274 nt
Organism: Nezara viridula (southern green stink bug)
Lineage: Eukaryota; Metazoa; Arthropoda; Insecta; Hemiptera; Pentatomidae
Source: the annotation of a GenBank genome assembly
AUUCCGGUCGAAAUAGGUGACACGUUCUUGUUUCAGCACGAUGCCCGAGACGUCCCCUUACAUGAACGGUUUUCAGAAUGGACACACACCUCCGGAAUUUCCAAACGGAGAAGUUUUCCUAUUUACAUCGGAGUCCGUUGGAGAAGGCCAUCCAGAUAAAAUGUGUGACCAGAUCAGUGAUGCUAUUUUAGAUGCACAUUUAAGUCAAGAUCCUGAUGCCAAGGUUGCAUGUGAAACUGUAACUAAGACCGGUCUCAUCCUUCUUUGUGGAGAGAUAACUUCAAAAGCUGUUGUUGACUACCAGAAGGUUGUAAGAGAAACCAUCAAGCACAUUGGAUACGAUGACUCUUCUAAGGGUUUUGAUUACCGGACUUGUAAUGUGUUGGUGGCGAUUGAACAGCAGAGCCCAGAAAUUGCUGGUGGAGUUUACCACAACAGAGAUGAUUUGGAUAUAGGAGCUGGGGACCAGGGUCUCAUGUUUGGAUAUGCUACUGACGAAACUGAAGAAUGUAUGCCAUUGACUGUUGUAUUGGCCCACAAGCUGAACGAAAGAGUCGCUGAAUUGCGAAGGAAUGGUGUUUUCUGGUGGGCUCGCCCAGAUACUAAAGCACAAGUGACCUGUGAGUAUAAAUUUAUCGGUGGAGCAUGUGUUCCACUUCGUGUCCACACCGUCGUCAUAUCAGUUCAACAUUCAGAAAAAGUAAGCUUAUCUGAAUUGCGUGCUGCUGUAAAAAAAGAUGUUAUUCAUCAAGUCAUCCCUGCUAAAUACCUAGAUUCUGAUACCAUUGUUCAUAUCAACCCUUGUGGAGAGUUUGUUCUUGGUGGACCUCAGUGUGAUGCUGGGCUUACUGGAAGAAAAAUUAUUGUUGAUACAUACGGUGGUUGGGGUGCUCAUGGAGGUGGUGCUUUCUCUGGUAAAGAUUUCACCAAAGUUGACAGAUCUGCCGCUUAUGCUGCUAGGUGGGUUGCAAAGUCUCUCGUCAAAGCCGGUCUCUGCAAACGUUGUCUCGUACAGGUCUCCUACGCCAUUGGGGUCGCGGAACCAAUCUCCAUCACUCUUUUUGACUAUGGUACGUCAACAAAGACACAAAAAGAAUUAUUAGCCAUUGUGAAGAAGAAUUUUGAUCUCCGACCGGGAAAAAUUGUCAAAGACUUAAAUUUGAGAAAUCCCAUUUACCAGAGGACGAGUACUUACGGUCACUUUGGAAGAGAAAUAUUUCCUUGGGAGCAGCCUAAGGAGCUUAUAGAAUAGAGCGUAAAUACCGCAUUCCAUGUUUCCCUUUCCUUUUAAGUACAUCCAUCCUAUUGUAGAGCUGUAGAAAAGCAUUUAGGGAUGUCGCGUUCACUUGCAAAAAAAAAAACAACAAAAAAACCGAGCUCAUGAUAUCGGGAAAAAAGUUUUUAAAAUGUAUGUUUUGUCUUGUAAAUGACUAGGUAGGGAAGUUACUCCCUUGUGUGAUUAUGUUGACUUUAUUAUUAUUAUUAUUAUUUUUUUUUUUUUAUUAAUUCGAAGUGUUGACUAGUAUUUGACCAAUUUUCACCAUAGCUUUAAAACUUCCUAUGAAAUUAGUUUAAAAUAGUAGAUUUUCUAAUUUAUUUUGUUUUGUUUUUUAAAUUGUCUUAUUCUUUUAAGAAUUAAAAAAAAAAAUGAACAAUAAUUGUCUCAUAUUUCGAUCGGAAGAUGAAAGGGGGUUCACAAUAUUCUGUCUGACACAUUUGCCUUUCACCAGGAUUUUUUUCUUUUCAAUUCUUCUAAUUUAACACUGCAUUCCUUUUCACUUUUAUCGUCUGAGGAAUCUCGGCGAUGAAGAAAUUGUACUUCUCAUCGCUGCAAUGCCAUGUGCUAUAGUUUGUAACAUUUCUAAUUUAUUAAUUCUCCAAUGUUGAGAAGUUGUAGAGUUAAAUCAGUAAUUAGCACACGGAUUGUGUUGUGUUUACUUAAAAGAAACAAAUCGGGAAAAGAGCUUUUUCGUGAACACUCCGAUUCCUCGACACUUAUCUUCACUUGUCCCAAAAAAUAUACUAAUUUCAGAAAGAUAGCCUCACCCCCCCUUAAAUGCACUUCUUUUGAUUUUUAUUGAUUUUGUCUUUUUAUCUUUGGUUUUAAAAUAAGGUUCGAUUAAAUUAUUUAAAUUUAGUUUUAGUCAAUAAACAAUGUGAAAUUAUAGACUACUUAAUGAUUUUUUUUUCGUAAUUCCUAAUGAAAUGUGAAAAAAAUUACCAAUAAAAAUUUUGUUUUUGAGUUAUAAGUUUUUUUUAACCUUCUCUUUCUUC